Fusarium redolens is the source of this 1503-nucleotide messenger RNA. Its product is annotated as transferase family-domain-containing protein. The coding region runs from base 1 to 1503 and encodes 500 amino acids. Gene Ontology annotation, molecular function: acyltransferase activity, transferring groups other than amino-acyl groups. NCBI's taxonomy places the organism in Eukaryota, Fungi, Ascomycota, Sordariomycetes, Hypocreales, Nectriaceae. The transcript has a single exon. The record is from RefSeq and is a predicted model, not a curated record.
AUGGCUCCUGCUAAAACAGAAAUUCUGGUCGUCGACCAACCCGUUCUCCACUCCAAGACCGUCGCUACCGAAGAGGUCACUCCACUUCCUGAUCUCGCUCCCCCUUUACUUCCUACUGAGAAGAUUGGGCCUAUGGGAUGGAUCAGAAGUCUUCUUCACUUCGAGCUUGGUGAGAGUUAUGAUGCUGAGGAGAUAACUUCUAUUCUCAAGAGGGCUUAUUCUGCUUUCAAGGAGCGUACGCCUAUUGCUGGUUGUGAGGCUGUGCCUACUGCUGAUUAUCUCGAGACCGGGCUGUUGCAGCUUCGUCAUUAUGGCGAUGAGAUUGAACAUGACUUUAUUGUCAAGGAUCUUCGUGAUCAGGACUUUCCUAGCUUUGAGGAGUUGAAGCGUCGCGGUUAUCCCACUUCAGCUCUGGACCCUGAUGUUGUUUGUCAACGAGGUCUAGGCGGAGAAUGGCCUCGUGCUGGAGAUCGAUUGAACACUACUAUGGUGCAACUCAACUUCAUCAAGGGAGGCCUACUUCUCAACGUCCUUUUCCUUCACGCCUACAUCGAUGGAACAACGGCAUACAAGUUCACCGAGAUCUUCGCCGAGGAAGUCCGCAAAGCUCAAGGCCUGUCUAUUACGAACCCAGUCGAGAUUCCCUGCGACGACAGAGCUAAGUUGAUGAAGCCAUCUGAUACCAUCGUUGGCAAACCUGAAGACCAUCCCGAGUACAUCGAAAUACCCUUCACGCCUGAAGGACCCCCACCAAAGCUGGCUUCACCAGUUCACCACGGUCAUAUCUUUUACUUCUCACCUGAGAAGAUUCAAGAACUCAAAGAGGCUGCUGCACCUCGCAACGCCAAGCUUUUCAAGUCAGACGACAUCUCUUCUUACAUCUCCACGACGGAUGCUUUGACUGCUCUGGUUUGGCGAUGCACUAUGAUAGCCCAGCAUGGAAAGAAGGAGGGUGAGGAUAGGCCAACUGGACCAUCUAUGGUUGGUCUGGCUCUUGAUGCUCGUCGUCGCGCUGGGAAGCCGGUUCACAAGCAUACACUUGGUAACAUCCUUGGAUUUGCACCAGCUGUUAUGGACAUCGAGAAGGUCCUUGAACACGAAGAUAUCAGUCUAGCAGACAUUGCGCUUGUUGUCCGAGGUGCAGUCAACAAGUCAAAGGACACAUACCUCGCUACCAUUAGCUCCCUUGUGGAUGGUCUUGGUAACGUGUCUCGAUUGAUACCAGCCAUUUUCUUGGACAUGCCAGGCAACCAUGCCUUGUUCUCAUCAUGGAGAGAGUUUCCUUUCUACGACAUCCAAUGGGGUCCUGCUCUGGGUGGUCAGAUAAAGGCUAUUCGACCACCAUCGGUAGGAGUUACUCACUCCAUGCAUAUCGUGUUGCCUGAUCGACCUGAGGCGGGUCCUGGUGUCGAGGUGUUUGUUGGUACGGAGAAUAAUGCUAUGGAGAGUUUAUUGGAGAACCCUCUUUGGAGGCAAUAUGCUCAAGGACCAGAGAAGGCAUGA